Notolabrus celidotus (New Zealand spotty) is the source of this 1478-nucleotide messenger RNA. Its product is annotated as histone-lysine N-methyltransferase NSD3-like. Lineage: Eukaryota; Metazoa; Chordata; Actinopteri; Labriformes; Labridae. The transcript is spliced from 11 exons. Gene Ontology annotation, molecular function: protein binding. The record is from RefSeq and is a predicted model, not a curated record. The coding region runs from base 293 to 1420 and encodes 375 amino acids.
GCUGGACUGAUUUUUGGCUUUGGCCCAUAGGGCAUGUAAACUGGUUAGUGUGAGUGUGUGAGCAGGGCUCAGUAGCCCCCCCUUUAGUUUGAAGCUGGAACUGCACUCACUGUGCUUCACACACACUUCUUCCAAAUAUGGUUUUUCCCGCCCACUUCCUGGUCCCCAUGAAGAAGGAUUUUAUCGACAAUGAUAUUUUGCAUGUUAGAGAUAGCAAUCAACAAGGUGGCCUAUUUAAGGGGGUUGUCAGCAAGAAGACAAGAAGAGGAGCUACCUAAACUACAAGUUCGAGAUGCUGCCCAGGGUCAGUCCACGCAAGGAUGCCCUUAACCAUGUUUGCUCGAAGACUGACAAAACCAGCAAAUUAGAGGUCAAAUACAUCAAUGCAGUGAAAGGACGUGGUGUAUUUGCCUUAGCCUCAUUCUCCAAAGGAGAUUUUGUACUAGAGUACAGAGGGGACCUGAUUGAUGGUGCAGAAACCAACAGAAGACGAAGCAUUUACCACCCAGCAUGUUUGGCAUUUAUGUUCUCUUUCAAAUGGAGAAGGAAGAAAUGGUGUAUUGAUGCCUCAAGAGAUGAUGGAUCGUUUGGACGGCUUGUCAACGAUGAGCACAGUCAUCCAAAUUGUAGGAUGAAAAAACUUAAUUUCAAUAGGAAACCCCACUUAUGUUUGUUUGCCCUUCAUGACAUACAACAAGGAGAAGAGAUAACAUAUGAUUAUGGAGGUGAUGACUGCCCAUGGAGGAUGAAGAACACCCUGCAUGGAGCUGGUGUCCGUCCUGCAGAAACCUGCUCCUCUACUUGGCCUUUAGAGACACAGUUUGAAGAGGCUCCAGGUCCACAUUACCCUGAUCCACAGACCACCCUGCAUGGAGCUGGUGUCUGUCCUGCAGAAGCCUGCUCCUCUACUUGGCCUUUAGAGACACAGUUUGAAGAGGCUCCAGGUCCACAUUACCCUGAUCCACAGACCACCCUGCAUGGAGCUGGUGUCCGUCCUGCAGAAGCCUGCUCCUCUGCUUGGCCUUUAGAGACACAGUUUGAGGAAGCUCCAGGUCCACAUUACCCUGAUCCACAGACCACCCUGCAUGGAGCUGGUGUCCGUCCUGCAGAAGCCUGCUCCUCUGCUUGGCCUUCAGAGACACAGUUUGAGGAAGCUCCAGGUCCACAUUACCCUGAUCCACAGACCACCCUGAAUGGAGCUGGUGUCCGUCCUGCAGAAGCCUGCUCCUCUGCUUGGCCUUUAGAGACACAGUUUGAGGAAGCUCCAGGUCCACAUACCCCUGAUCCACAGAACCAUCAGCAGAGAACACUCUUCCACGCACUGAGGGGAAUGCAUUACCACCAACACUUAGUGAUCCAGACCACUCUCAGAGGAAGAAGAGGUAUCUUUUGGUGUCAGUACAGUGAGACCUUCUUCUAAAAGGUAAAGCAGCACAGAAAAGAAGACCCUGGCAGCAGCACAUGAAUCGGUUCGUUUA